AUGGUUGUCCGUCCGCUGGAUUUUCGCCCUGGCCCCAUGACAGCAAAGCAGUCCAAAGAUCGCUGCGUCCGAGCAACAAGCAAUGAGGUUGCAAACCUACUUGCAUCCAGGGAUUUUGAGCAGUGGCUGGAUGGAAAGCGGCAGUCCACAGCCCGUGCUUGGAGGAUCACUUGUGUGUUUGCCCUUCUCUUGGCGGCAGCAUCAGCCACGUCUUUCAGCUUCUAUGGCCAGAUGCAUGGCAUGCAGGAUCAGCUGUUGAACGUGGAGGUCGAUGCCGGCAAGUUGCUUCAGCCAUCUUGUGUGCCCCCCACACCAAACUCAAAAGUCACAGCCAAUGGCAAUGGACGCCUGCAAGAAGUUCAUGGCGAUGGGAAGAACGAUGAAUCGAAGCAAAGGCAUUCGCAAACGAGCCAGUGCAUGCUAAUGGCAAUGACACUGUUGCAGGGGAAAGGGCUGGAUGAAGCAAUGUUUGAGGGCUGCAUACAUGCAUUUAGAGGCCCAGCCCUGUGGUCGACUUGUAUAAUGGCAGUGAUAGGAUUGUCUGCACUGGCAAGGCACUGGCGGCUGCUUCGGCAGUUGAAAGACACCAAGGAGGAGCUGGUGGUUGAAAAGAAGAAGGCACAAGAGGCUGCAAAGCUCAUUGAGGCGGCACACCUGGAGAAGAAGCGGGCAGCUCGUUUGGACCAGUUGAAGGAGGAGCGUGCAGUUUUGGAGCCCCAGGCAGAGGGUCUGGAGGCAGCAGAGAAGGAACAUGAGCAAUUGGUGAUCGCCGCAAACCGUGUGGCAGAGCUGGAAGACAGAAUGCGUAGGCUUCCAGCACUGAAGAAGCAGGAAGAGAGCCUCACCAAGCAGUGCAGAGAGGUGGACGAGCAAGCGGCCAAGGUCGCAGGAAAGGUGGCCAUCUUGGAUGCGGUCACAGAUCACUACAACACGGCGAAGAGGGAUGCAGACUCAGUUGAUCAAUUGUUGCUGGAACUAGGGAAUAAACAUGAGGAGAUUGCAAAGAAGGUCAAACGGGUCAUGGAGGUGCAAGGCCAGGUGUCCAAACUUGAAGAGGAAGCGAGCAAACUUGCUAAGACAGAUGGGGAGUUGAAGGAGAAGAUGGCCAGACUGAGUGCCAUGCGUGAGGACAUUGAAAACCUGAAAGCAGCUGUUGAGGAACUUCCUACACUUGGAGAUGCCACAGCCAGCAAAAAGGGAAAUCUGGGCAUGCCCCAAGCUGCUGUGAAGGCCAUGGACACCACUCGAAUGUCUCCUGGGCCAGACGAAGUGCCUCCUGGAUCUGCUACUGAGGCCCCAGGACUCGCCCCCUUGGGCCCUGCGUCGCCCCAGCAGCACUCGAUAUCUACAGACGCACAAUCAGAACGCCUGGUCGCGACGCCCGGCGACAAGCACCUGCCCAUGGAAACGAAUGCCCACAAGCCCGAAAAGUCGAUGCUUCCCAAGCCGCCAUCUGCACCCACGGCACACAAUCGGCAAAGGGGAUCAUCGCCGCAGGAAUCGACUGCCGGGAGCGUCGACGGCGCUCCUGACGAUUCUGACAAGGCGUCAGAGGCUUCCAGCAUUCGCAAUCAGGACCUGUUGGCGUCUUUGGAUGCAUUCGGCUCGAGGAUGGUGGGCGCCAACUUGGUGGAUGCGCCGGUCAUUGAUUCGAGUGAGGGCCAGCCGGGCAAAGCUGGCGCCAGGGCGAAGGGCAAGGCUGCGCCCGUGGGUGGUCCGGCUGAGAAGCAGAGGAAAAAAGCCAACGACAAGGGGAAUUUUCUGGGCAAUGUGUUCCGCUGGGGAGGCAAAUGA
This is a messenger RNA of Ostreobium quekettii, 1794 nucleotides long. The record is from the annotation of a GenBank genome assembly. NCBI's taxonomy places the organism in Eukaryota, Viridiplantae, Chlorophyta, Ulvophyceae, Bryopsidales, Ostreobiaceae.